Molecule: messenger RNA, 779 nt
Organism: Aspergillus costaricaensis CBS 115574
Lineage: Eukaryota; Fungi; Ascomycota; Eurotiomycetes; Eurotiales; Aspergillaceae
Exons: 1
Coding region: 176-586 (136 amino acids)
Source: RefSeq, a predicted model, not a curated record
CCCACUCUCUCUGCAACAUCGCAAGUUGUAUGCCAAGUACUACUUGACAAAUAGACAUACACGAGGAGUUUAAUUCCGUCUCACUGCCUCAAAGGAUGAUGCAGAUACUGCUCUGGCCCGGUGCAGGUUCGGCCCCCAACUCUGACUCCAUCCCGUUGGGGGUGUUCGUCAUGACAUGAAGAUGCAAUGCAGGUACCGUUCGUCAGACACGGAACAAGCUACUAUAUCUCUCAGAGCUGGUGUCCCGGCGAUUUCUUUGACAUGGGAAAUUUCUAACGGAGCAAUUACUCUACCCCGGGUCACCCAGACCAAUAAACCACUUCGGUCACGUUCUGGGUCACACCACUCCAAUAUACCGGCCCAGUAUUUCACUAUGUUCCCGCAGUUGGCAUCUGCUGAUGUUGCAGUGACAUCCCCAGGGUUCGGGGCCUUAACAAAAGCUCCACCCAACACAGCAGGAUCAACCCCUUGUGGCUAUGUCGUCCCCCCUCAAUUGUCAUACAGCUUCAAUUCUCUUAGGGGCUAUUUUAUUGUGAACUCGCUUGACAACAAGCUCUUGCGACAAACUGUCCUCCCCUUCGAUUGACACCCCAUUCCAAAUGGCCUAGCAACUUUUUCCUUCCAACUUAUUUUUUUGGGCUUUCCUGUUGGCACUUGCAGCAAGCAUUGCAGCUAUAAAUAUAGACCGUGGAAAGAACUGCUCGGCACUGAGGGACGAUGAGAGCGCCAUAGAGGCAUGGUAUGUGUACUAUGUCGUAUUGCACAUUGGAGCCGGCAUG